Molecule: messenger RNA, 5262 nt
Organism: Chrysochloris asiatica (Cape golden mole)
Lineage: Eukaryota; Metazoa; Chordata; Mammalia; Afrosoricida; Chrysochloridae
Gene: PIK3C2A
Product: phosphatidylinositol-4-phosphate 3-kinase, catalytic subunit type 2 alpha
Exons: 33
Coding region: 150-5213 (1687 amino acids)
Biological process (GO): phosphatidylinositol-3-phosphate biosynthetic process; phosphatidylinositol 3-kinase/protein kinase B signal transduction; phosphatidylinositol-mediated signaling
Cellular component (GO): cytoplasm; plasma membrane; phosphatidylinositol 3-kinase complex
Molecular function (GO): 1-phosphatidylinositol-4-phosphate 3-kinase activity; 1-phosphatidylinositol-3-kinase activity; phosphatidylinositol binding
Source: RefSeq, a predicted model, not a curated record
GCUGAGGAGAAAAUGGCUCGGACCUUGGCGGCUGUGGCGGUUCGGGUUGUGGUGGAGGCACAGGCUCAGGCAGCUUGAGGUCUUGAUAUUUUGGAAGCUACAAGGAAGAAGUAGAUUAGAGGAAGACAGACUUAGUCUUUUAAGUGGACAUGGCUCAGAUAUCCAGUAACAGCAGAUUUAAACAGUGUUCAUCCUCACAUCUGGAACCAACAAGAACAAAAGAUGUGAACAAAGAAGAGGCAUUACAGAUGGAGGCUGAGGCUUUAGCAAAACUGCAAAAGGAUAAAUAUGGGACUGAUAGUCAGAGAGGCUUUGAGUUGUCAAGCAGCACCAGACAGAAUGCACAAGUUCAUAACAAAGAGGAUUAUGACCUGAUGGUGUUUCCUGAAUCAGAAUCCAAAAAAAGAGCAGUAGAUAUUGAUGUUGAAAAGCUUACUCAAGCUGAACUUGAGAAGUUAUUGUUGGAUGACAGUUUUGAAACUAGAAAAACACCUGUAUUGCCAGUUACUCCUGUUCUGAGCCCUACAAUUUCAGCACAGUUCUGUCUUGGACCUACUACUCAGAGAGGACAGUGGCCACCUGGAAUAUCUGGGUCUCCCACUUAUACUUUACCUUCUACAUAUCCUUCAACUUACAGUAAACAGGUUGCAUUCCAGAAUGGCUUCAAUCCAAGGAUGCCUUCUUUUACAUCUACAGAACCCAUCUUUUUAAGUCUUCCGAGACAAUCUCCUUAUUUUUCCUAUCCUUUGACACCUGCCACACACUUUCAUCCACAAGGAAGCUUACCUAUCUAUCGUCCAGUAGUCAGUCCUGACAUGGCAAAACUAUUUGACAAAAUAGCUAGUACAUCAGAAUUUUUAAAAAAUGGAAAAGCGAGGACUGAUUUGGAAAUAACUAAUUCAAAAGCUACAGUCAGCAAUCUACAGCUUUCUCCAAAAUCUGAAGAUAUCAGUAAAUUUGACUGGUUAGACUUGGAUCCUCUAAGUAAGCCUAAGAUGGACAAUAUAGAGGUAUUGGACCAUGAAGAAGAGAAAACUGUUCCAGGUUUGCCAGCAGAGGAUCCCUGGGAUGCUGUUCUUCUUGCAGAGAGUUCACUAGCAAGUUGUCAUCUUGAAAGAAAGGUGAAUGGAAAAUCCCUUUCUGGAGCAACUGUUAUAAGAAGCCAGUCUUUAAAUAUUCGGACAACUCAACUUAUAAAAACCCAGGGCCAAGUAUCUCAGAAAGAUUCAAAUGGGACCAGUAGUUUGCCAACUGGAAGUUCUCUUAUGCAAGAAAUUGAAGUACAGAAUGAGGAGGUGGCAGCUUUUUGUCAAUCAAUUACCAAAUUGAGGACCAACUUUCCAUAUACCCACCACCACACAAAUCCAGGUUACAUGCUAAGUCCAGUUACAGUACAAAGAAACAUAUGCGGAGAAAAUGCAAGCGUGAAGGUCUCCAUUGAUAUCGAAGGAUUCCAACUACCAGUUACUUUUACAUGCGAUGUGAGUUCUACUGUAGAAAUCAUUAUAAUGCAAGCCCUUUGCUGGGUACAUGAUGACUUGAAUCAAGUAGAUGUUGGCAGCUAUGUUCUGAAAGUUUGCGGUCAAGAGGAAGUGCUGCAGAAUGAUUAUUGCCUUGGAAGUCACGAAUACAUUCAAAACUGUCGAAAAUGGGACACAGAGAUUAAACUACAACUCUUGACCUUCAGUGCAGUGUGCCAAAAUUUGGCCCGAACAGCAGAAGAUGAUGAAACACCUGUGGAUUUAAACAAACACCUGAAUCAAAUAGAAAAGCCUUAUAAAGAAGUCAUGACAAGACAUCCUGUUGAAGAACUCUUAGAUUCUUAUCACAACCAAGUAGAACUGGCUCUUCGUGUUGAAAACCAGCACCGAGCAGUAGAUCAAGUAAUUAAAGCUGUAAGAAAAAUCUGUAGUGCUUUAGAUGGAGUGGAAACUCUUGCCAUUACAGAAUCUGUAAAGAAGCUACGGAGAACAGUUAAUCUUCCAAAGAGUAAAAGUUCUGAUGUGAAUUCGUUGUCUGGAGGAGACACUAGCAAGAGUUCAUCUAGGGGCUCACUGCAUCCUGAAAGUCCUAUUCAAGUAAGCAUGGACCAAUUAUCUGAAGCAGUUUAUGAUCUUCUCAGACUGCAUGCAAAUUCAGAUACAAGUCCUGCUGAUCAUGCCCAAAGUAGCAGGAGUAUCAAGGAAGCAUGGACCACAACAGAACAACUUCAGUUUUCUAUUUUUGCUGCACAUGGAAUUUCAAGUAACUGGGUAUCCAAUUAUGAAAAGUACUACUUGAUAUGUUCCCUGUCUCAUAAUGGAAAGGAUCUUUUUAAACCUAUUCAAUCAAAGAAGGUUGGCACUUAUAAGAAUUUCUUCUAUCUUAUUAAAUGGGAUGAACUAAUCCUUUUUCCCAUCCAGAUAUCACAGUUGCCACUAGAAUCACUUCUUCACCUUACACUCUUUGGGAUUUUGAAUCAGAGCAGUGGAAGUUCGCCUGAUUCUAAUAAGCAAAGAAAGGGGCCGGAAACUUUGGGCAAAGUUUCCUUACCUCUUUUUGACUUUAAACGGUUUUUAACAUGUGGAACUAAGCUACUGUAUCUUUGGACAUCAUCACAUACAAAUACUACUCCUGGAACAGUACCCAAAAAAGGGUAUGUGAUGGAAAGAAUAGUGCUACAGGUUGAUUUUCCUUCUCCUCCAUUUGAUAUCCUUUAUUCAACUCCUCAAGUUGACAGAAGCCUUAUACAACAGCAACAUUUAGAAACGUUGGAAAAUGAUAUUAAACGGAAACUUGUUGACAUUCUUCACAGAGACUCCUCAUUUGGACUUUCUAAAGAAGAUAAAGCCUUUUUAUGGGAGAAACGUUAUUAUUGUCUCAAACACCCAAAUUGUCUUCCUAAAAUACUGGCAAGUGCCCCAAACUGGAAAUGGGCUAAUCUUGACAAAACUUAUUCAUUGCUUCAACAGUGGCCUCCAUUGGACCCACUGACUGCUUUAGAACUUCUUGAUUCGAAAUUUGCUGAUCAGGAAGUGAGGUCCCUAGCUGUGACCUGGAUUGAGGCCAUUAGUGAUGAUGAACUAACAGAUCUUCUUCCACAGUUUGUACAGGCUUUGAAAUAUGAAAUUUACUUGAACAGCUCAUUAGUACGCUUCCUUCUGUCCAGGGCAUUGGGAAAUAUCCAGAUAGCACACAAUUUAUAUUGGCUCCUGAAGGAUGCACUGCACGAUGCACAGUUUGGUGCCCGGUAUGAACAUGUUUUGGGUGCUCUCCUUUCCUUGGGAGGAAAAGGCCUCAGAGAAGAACUUUUAAAGCAGACAAGACUCGUACAGCUUUUAGGAGGUGUAGCAGAAAAAGUAAGGCAGGCUAGUGGAUCAGCCAGACAGGUUGUCCUCCAAAGGAGUAUGGAGCGAGUGCAGUCCUUUUUUCUAAGGAAUAAAUGUCGUCUCCCUCUCAAUCCAAGUCUUGUUGCAAAAGAAUUAAAUAUUAAGUCUUGCUCCUUCUUCAAUUCUAAUGCUGUGCCCCUGAAAGUCACAAUGGUGAAUGAUGAUCCAAUGGGGGAUGAAAUUAAUGUCAUGUUUAAGGUUGGUGAAGAUUUACGGCAAGAUAUGCUAGCUUUACAGAUGAUAAAGAUUAUGGAUAAGAUCUGGCUUAAGGAAGGAUUGGAUUUGAGGAUGGUCAUAUUCAAAUGUCUCUCAACUGGCCGAGAUCGAGGCCUGGUGGAACUAGUUCCUUCUUCAGAUACCCUUAGGAAAAUCCAAGUGGAAUAUGGUGUGACAGGAUCCUUUAAAGAUAAACCACUUGCAGACUGGCUGAGGAAAUAUAAUCCCUCUGAAGAAGAAUAUGAAAAGGCGUCUGAAAACUUUAUUUAUUCAUGUGCUGGGUGCUGCGUAGCCACCUAUGUGUUAGGCAUCUGUGAUCGGCACAAUGAUAACAUAAUGCUUCGAAAUACAGGACACAUGUUUCACAUUGACUUUGGAAAGUUUUUGGGCCACGCACAGAUGUUUGGUAGCUUCAAAAGGGAUCGGGCUCCUUUUGUGCUGACCUCUGAUAUGGCGUAUGUCAUUAAUGGAGGUGAAAGGCCCACCAUUCGUUUCCAGUUGUUUGUGGACCUCUGCUGUCAGGCCUACAACUUGAUCAGAAAGCAGGCAAACCUCUUUCUUAACCUCCUUUCACUGAUGAUUCCCUCUGGGUUACCAGAACUCACAAGUGUUCAAGAUUUGAAAUAUGUUAGAGAUGCACUUCAACCCCAGACUACAGAUGCAGAAGCUACCAUUUUCUUUACCAGGCUGAUUGAAUCAAGUUUGGGGAGCAUUGCCACAAAGUUUAACUUCUUCAUUCACAACCUUGCUCAGCUGCGUUUUUCUGGUCUUCCUUCAAAUGAUGAGCCCAUCCUGUCAUUUUCACCUAAAAGUUACUCCUUCAGACAAGAUGGUCACAUCAAGGAAGUCUCUGUUUUCACCUAUCACAAGAAAUACAACCCAGAUAAACAUUACAUUUACGUAGUUCGACUUUUGAGAGAAGGACAGCUUGAACCAUCAUUUGUCUUCCGGACUUUUGACGAGUUUCAAGAACUUCACAAUAAGCUGAGUAUUAUUUUUCCACUUUGGAAGUUACCAGGGUUUCCUAAUAAAAUGGUUCUAGGAAGGACACACAUAAAAGAUGUAGCAGCCAAGAGGAAAAUUGAGUUAAACAGCUAUUUGCAGAGCUUGAUGAGUGCUUCAACUGAUGUAGCAGAGUGUGAUCUUGUUUGUACUUUCUUCCAUCCUUUACUUCGUGAUGAGAAAGCUGAAGGAGUAGCUAGGUCCGCAGUUGCAGGUGCUUUCAGUCCUACUCCAGGCCAGAUAGGAGGAGCAGUGAAAUUAUCUGUCUCUUACAGAAAUGGUACUCUUUUCAUCAUGGUGAUGCACAUCAAAGAUCUUGUUACUGAGGAUGGAGCUGACCCAAAUCCAUAUGUCAAAACGUACCUACUUCCAGAUACCCACAAAACAUCCAAACGUAAAACAAAAGUGUCACGAAAAACUAGAAAUCCAACAUUCAAUGAAAUGCUUGUGUACAAUGGAUACAGCAAAGAAACCCUAAAACAGAGAGAACUUCAACUAAGUGUACUCAGUGCAGAAUCCCUGCGGGAGAAUUUUUUCUUGGGUGGAGUAACUCUGCCUCUUAAAGAUUUCAACUUGAGUAAAGAGACGGUUAAGUGGUAUCAGCUGACUGCAGCAACCUAUUUGUAAGCUAGUGAAUUUCUGAGUUUUGGAAGCAAAAACCAUUAUUAUAAAUGUG